AUGCAGCGAGUCGUUUCUGUGAUCCCUCGUCCUCGUAACCCUUUCCACCAUCGACCCCAAGAAGUUCACCUCACCGUCGACCUCCUCCGUCCUUUCUUCAACUGCCGUCAGGAGCAGGUCGCAAACACUCUGGGAAUCUCCCUCACCACCCUCAAGGCCAGCUGCAGGCAGCUUGGCAUACUCCGAUGGCCGUACACGCACAAAAAGGAGCGCACGCACGCGCCCAAUACGCCCAUGAGCACCGGUGCGACUGGGUCAAGCGAUGAGCUUGCUGCUCCUGAGGAACCUGGUCUUGUCGCCGACGCUCCUCCGCAAGCUGCGGGUCUUGACGGAUGGAGGGGAGCAAGUGCUGGAUGGGACGAGACGAAGCGGGUAAUGCCGAUGCAAGUCAGCGAUGAUCCUCCAUAUGCCAGCAACGAGCAGCAGGCGGACGCUGCAAGCACAUCGCUGAUCCUCUCAACGGAUGCGUCAACGGACGAUUGCCCCGAAAAGGUCUGGAAUCACGGGCAUGCUGCGUCGUCGUGCUAUUGGUGGCCUGGCGAGGAUCAGUCGAGGAGCGGAGAAAGCUUCUCAGAGCUUUCUGAGACUCGAUGUCUCUCUGGUCAAGCAGAGGAGAACAGAGGUGGCAGGCUCAGAGAUGACAAUAGAGGACUCAAGGACGGUCGAGCAGGAGUACCUGGGCUCGGGGGGAUAAGCGGAGAUUGGCUCGCCUGGUACAUAAGCGUAGGCGAUGACUCGGAGGAGGUGUAG
Molecule: messenger RNA, 750 nt
Organism: Guillardia theta CCMP2712
Lineage: Eukaryota; Cryptophyceae; Pyrenomonadales; Geminigeraceae
Exons: 2
Coding region: 1-750 (249 amino acids)
Source: RefSeq, a predicted model, not a curated record